AUGAUACGAGCGCUUGCUGUAUUGCUGGUGAGCGUCCUCUGCCUUGCAGGCGCCGUAGGCCUGCUCGACAAUAUGGUUCUUGGCAGGGGGCCUGCAGCUGUCGCAGAGCUCGCUGGACGCGACGGCAUUGUACUGCCUCUCGAAAAGCGUCCUGGAACAGUGGAAAGGAUCUAUUCGGCGCCAAGGAGGCACGGCGAGCUUGCCGCGCUUCUCCGACCAGCGGUGAGUGGCGUCCCGGGCGGCUCCUCUCAAGAAGAUAAGCUGCCCGUAAACCCGCUCGCUGGAGGAAUCGUGAACGUCGGUGAGUACUAUGUUGCUAUAUCGGUGGAUAAUCAGACAGUUCACGUCCAGAUUGAUACAGGAAGCUCCGCAAUAGCUUUUCCUCUGAGCCAGUGCAAGAACUGCCUCAAGGGCGAUCGUCGGGUGACUCUAGCGAACCCCGACUUGACACGCAUAUCCUGCUCGAAUGAGUCUAUUUGCAAACCGUCGACAUGUAAUAGCCUGUGUGGUGCGUGCUCUGAAGCGAGCAAGGCCUGCUGUGCUCCAGUAGACACCAAAGCAUGUGGCUUUCGACUCAUUUACGGGGACGGCAGUUUUGCCAUUGGGGCGCUCCAUGUUGGCCGUAUAACGCUUACGCAAACAGGGUUGUCAGUGUAUCCCGCAUACUUUGGUGGGAUCCUCCUGGACUCUGCAUCAUUUGAGCACGUUGAUGUGGACGGUAUCUGGGGUCUCGCAUACCCGUCGCUGGCGUGUAAUCCAUCAUGUGUCCCGCCAGUCUUCGACACGAUGGUACGCACGGGGGUUGUCCCGCGCGAUAUGUUUGCGCUGUGUUUGACGGACACAUCUGGGGCUUUGGUGUUCGGCGGUGCUGCCGGCCCGGAGAUGCGCAAGGGCGAGUACCGCUGGGUACCUAUGGUGAAUCGUGCGGUUCGCACGUACUACGAGGUUGGCGUCGAGUCGGUUCGCUUCGGCACCGAUGAGAGCGCUGGUCUCCCAGAGAUCCGAUCCGCCAUUGUCGACUCAGGCACAACACUGAUCGUGAUAAGCACGAGCGCCUUCGGCACAUUGCGAGAGCACCUCCAAUCCCGGUACUGUGACCAAGUACCAGGCCUAUGCGGCGAAAAAACCUGGCUCGAAACCGGUCGAUGCGCAACGCUGACCGACAGGCACGUUUCGCGCCUUCCACCGAUCAAUAUCCGGCUGGCAGGCGGUGUCGAACUGAGCGUUCCUCCGGAGUUGUAUAUGCUGCGUGCCCAGAAAAAUGGCCGAACAUUUCGUUGUUUUGGCAUUCAGCACGUUACGGGGGAACUUGUCAAUGGACGGGUCAUUCUUGGAGACACAUUCAUGCGAGCUUAUGUCACAGUGUUUGAUCGAGAGAACUCCCGGAUCGGUUUCGCGCCGGCGGCAGAGAACUGCGGAAUGCCUGCAGCCGGAGAUCGCGGUAUUGUGUACACCUCGUCGAAUGCGACCGACAUGUUGCCACGCGCUGGCUCGACUAAGGACAUCGCUAUCUUUGGAUUUCAUGUUUCGCGCAGUGCGGCCUUGCUGUUUGGCCUGGUUCUGGCAGUGGCUCUAUUGUUAUGCCUUGCUGCUGUAAUAGUUCGCUGCAUACGGUCACGCCGAGCGGCUGCUCAGACGGACGACCCCGGCCCUCGCGCGGACGGUUCGAGGACUGCCCUCCUGUCGGAUGUGUAA
Cyanidioschyzon merolae strain 10D is the source of this 1695-nucleotide messenger RNA. Its product is annotated as pepsin A precursor. The record is from RefSeq and is a predicted model, not a curated record. Gene Ontology annotation, molecular function: aspartic-type endopeptidase activity. Gene Ontology annotation, biological process: proteolysis. The transcript has a single exon. NCBI's taxonomy places the organism in Eukaryota, Rhodophyta, Bangiophyceae, Cyanidiales, Cyanidiaceae. Bases 1 to 1695 code for a protein of 564 amino acids.